AUGGUCUUCAAGCCGUUUACCCACCUCGCGCGUCAGAGUUUCACCAAGGCCUUCACUCAUGGCUAUGCUCAAUCCGUAGUCGCGGCCUCGCAGUCCUCGUACGCGUCGACCACCACCUUCAACCAACUCGCCAACCAACCUGCCGCCAAACUCUCUCGGACCGCUCUCCAGAAUGUGUUCCAGCCAUCGAGCUCAUCGGGAGCGGGUGCCAAAGCCAGCCAGGGCACUUCCGGCUCGGGCGACUUGGGCUUAGCCGCCUACUAUGCUGCCUGGCAACAUGCUCAGCAGACGGGCGAUGACAGCGACUGGAAGCAAUUGCAGCUGAAACGGAAGGUCGGCUGGAAGCCUCCUUUGACCGAAGAUGGCGCCAAAUCCAAGGACGCGGACAGCCUGCCCUCGUCCGAAAACAACUUCCACAAUUCGCCCCAUAUCACCAAAGCGUCGGCCAACGCCGAUGUCAGUGCCAAGGUCGAAGAAGCUGUAGCCCGGGAGAUCCAGAUCCAGGAAGAGCAGGCUCAGGCCGAGGAGGCGUCCGAGGCAAAGGAGAGCUCGGAGACGGAGGCGUUCCCUGAGUUGCCCCCCGAUGUCGCCGCGGUCGCUGAUGCCACCACGGAGCAAUCUCGCCUUGCUUCCGAGCAUAUCACCGAAUUGGCCUCGAGCAAGAAAUACGCCGAGAUUCCCGGUGCGUUUGCUGCGGUUCUCCGCGAUGGUCUGACGCCUACGGUUGAUGCUUACAAUGCCCUUCUGGAAUCGGCCAUCCAGCUUCAUGGCGAUACCGCCCAGGCGAUCCAGAAGGCGCUGGAUGUCUACUCGGACAUGCUCCGUCGCAGGGUCGUUCCCAACGAGCAGACCUAUCAGACCCUGGUUCAGCUUUUCGUGGUCCGUGCCGAGGAGGCCAUCAAGUCCAAGAGUCUGCUGGAGCAGGAGCGUGUCCGCUACGGUGGCAUGGAAGAGCCCGGCAAAUUCAUGUUGCACUCCAGCGAACUGGAGCGGGCGAUUCUCGCCGAGGACCACUCCCUGGCGAUCGCCCUCAAGUUGUUCAACACCGCCGCCACCCGUCACGCCGAUCUUGUCUUCCCUCUAGACACCUACCGGUACUUGAUCACGGCAUGCGCGACCGAGGGCCAAGUGGAAGAUAUGGUCCGAGUGUACGCUCACAUGGAGUCCCACAAGGUGACCCCGCACGCCUCGAUUUUUCCGUCAAUGAUUGACGCCUUUGCCUCCACCGGAGAUCUGCAGAGUGCCGUGGAGUGUUACAACGAGUACAAGGGUCUGGCGGUUUCGGACGAUAGCGGAACCUUCUGCAUCGUGCAGCGGUUGGACGGCCAGGUCUAUGCGGCCCUGGUCCGGGCGUACCUGGUCUGCGGGAAGGAACAGCAAGCUUUGCGUUUCCUGGACCGGAUCGGGGCGUCGUUCGACGAGGUGACGGAGAACCGCGAGGUGCGCCAGACGGCGGUCGAGUCGGUGGUGGUGCAGGACGGGCUUGUCCGGCAUGCGCUCAAGUCGGGCGAGCACGGGCGGGCGUUGGAGCAGGCCAAGACCCGGUUGCGCGAUGGGGCGCUGGAUCAUGCCAUGUCCCAGAUCUGCAUUGCCGCGGCGGAUGCGGGUAAUCUGCAGACGGCUUCCGAAGCAUACGAUGCUCUCCCCACCGACAUGGCCGUCCGUCAGAGGCCCGCCGUGUCCAUGCUCGCCUUACAUGUGCGUCAGGGCAAUGUGUCAGCUGCCCGGGCCGUGUGGCUCACCCUGAGCACCGCCGGUCAGGCAACACCGGACAUGGUCCAGCCGACGGCCAUGUACGCCGUGGCCUUGUUGAAGAGUGGCCAGAUCGAGGACGCUCUCGUCCAGGCUCGCAAUAUGUUUGCCCGCGUCCGCAACUCUUCUGCCUCCGACAACCACUCGACUCUGAACCCCGUCCGUGAACAGAUCAACGAAAGCCUGCACCUCCUCGGUCGCGUUCUUGUCCAGACUGCGGCCGUCCUGUCUCCCCAAGCUGCCAUGUCCCUCCUGUGGUCCAUGGUCGAGAAUGGGGGUCUGAUCUCUCCCGUCGCCGAACAUGUCGUCGCCAGCCUGGGUCCUAUUGGCAUCUCCCAGCUGAACGCCCGCGAUCUCAUGCUGGCCCUCCAGGUCCAGGCGGGCAUGCUGGUCAACCACAGCGCCAUGUUUGACGUCGCUCACCCGAUCCGUUUCUCCCACAUGCUGGACAUUGCUCUGGCGACCGGGCUGCCGAUGGACGCCGUCACCACUCGCCUCGUCGACCAGGCGGUGGGCAAGUUGUUCAACAGCCGGCCCGACAUGGUCAAGCGGUGGCACGAUCAUCUGGCCCUGACGUCCAGUCCUUCCUCCUUCGUGAGCGGCCGUCACUCCCCCAGCUCCGACAUGUCCACGAUGAGCCCCGUGUCCAGCGAAGAGUCCUUUGACCCCUACGCCUAUGCCACCGACUUCCGCGGAUCGUCGAUGAUCGCCGACGAGUUGGAGAGCACCAGCGGCAAGCCGGAGGCUCAUCUGAAUGACGCGCUGUCCCGGGUCCGCAACAUGCGCCGCAAUGGCCGUCACCCGCGCUACAUCACGUAUGCUAAGAUGAUCACCGCCGCUACCAAGUGCAACCGGGUCGAUCUGGGUUAUGAGAUCCUCAGCAUGGCCCGACGCGAUGUGCCUCUUCUUCCGCAGUACAACGCCGUCAAGUACGGCUGGGUCUCGAUCCUGGAUGCCAUGGUCGCGUCGUGCCUGACCCUGGGUGACCGCAGUCAAGCCUCCAAGUUCCACCAGGAGCUGCUGGAGCUGGGCUCGGCUCCCUCGGCCAACACGUUCGGUCUCUACAUCACCACCCUCAAGGAAUCCACCAAGACGUUCGACGAAGCGACCGAGGCUUUGAAGAUCUUCCACCGCGCCGUGGCCGAGGGAGUGGAGCCGACUUCCUUCCUGUACAACGCCCUCAUUGGCAAGCUGGGCAAGGCCCGUCGGAUUGACGACUGUCUGCUGUACUUUGCCGAGAUGCGCGCCAACGGGGUUCGCCCGACCAGCGUCACCUACGGAACGAUCGUCAACGCCCUGUGCCGGGUCAGCGACGAGCGGUUCGCCGAGGAGAUGUUCGAGGAGAUGGAGUCGAUGCCCAACUACAAGCCUCGUCCUGCCCCGUACAACUCAAUGAUCCAGUACUUUCUCAACACCAAGCGGGACCGCAGCAAGGUCCUGGCCUACUACGAGCGCAUGCUGACUCGGAACAUCCAACCCACGAUGCACACCUACAAGCUUCUCAUUGACGCCCACGCCUCUCUGGAGCCGGUGGACAUGCCGGCGGCGGAGAAGGUGCUGGAGACCAUCAAGGCUGCUGGUCAGCGACCCGACGCGGUGCACUACGCCUCCCUGAUCCACGCCAAGGGGUGUGCGAUGCACGACAUGGAAGCCGCCCAUGACGUAUUCAAGUCGGUUGCCUCGAACGGCAAGGUGCGUAUGCAGCCCUGCCUGUACCAGGCCCUCCUGGAGGCCAUGGUGGCGAACCACCAGGUGUCCCAGACGGAGGAGAUUGUGCGGGACAUGUCCCGCCGGGGGGUGGAGAUGACGGCCUACAUUGCCAACACCCUCAUCCACGGAUGGGCCACGGCGGGCAACGUCGUCCAGGCCAAGAACGUGUAUGACAGCAUUGGCCUGGACAAGCGGGAGCCCAGCACAUACGAGGCCAUGACGCGGGCCUUCCUGGCGGUGAACGACCGGGAGGGUGCGUCGCGCACGGUGCAGGAGAUGCUCUCUCGGGGCUAUCCUGCGGCGGUGGCCAGCAAGAUUGCCGACCUGGUUGGCAUCGGAGCUGCGGUGGCUGCCUUGUAG
Molecule: messenger RNA, 3822 nt
Organism: Aspergillus ibericus CBS 121593
Lineage: Eukaryota; Fungi; Ascomycota; Eurotiomycetes; Eurotiales; Aspergillaceae
Product: pentatricopeptide repeat protein
Exons: 1
Coding region: 1-3822 (1273 amino acids)
Molecular function (GO): protein binding
Source: RefSeq, a predicted model, not a curated record